UAAAUGGCGAAUGCAACAGGGGAUGUACCAUUAAGAUCAUUUUUUUCCUGCUCCAGUGAUCCGAAAGGACUACUAAUCUACAUUCUGUCAUUCGUGAAUGUUCUUAUAGCGAUCACAUCUUUUCCUGGAAACCUCUUGAUAAUCGUCGUUCUUCGAAGGAUUACAUCGAUUCAUCCACCAUCAAAACUUUUAUACAGCUCUUUGGCUUCCACCGAUCUUUGCGUCGGCAUCAUAUUACAGCCUUUGUCAAUUGUUUAUUUGUUGUCUCUAGAGGUCUCCGAUCUCUGUAGCCAUAUUGGAUCCACCCUCUCAGCUGUAGCCUUGGCCCUUUGCGGAGUAUCUUUGCUCACAUCCACUGCAAUUAGCUUUGACAGAUUUUUCGCCCUGAAACUUGGGAUAAGAUACAGGCAUUAUAUAACAAAGGAGCUGAUCUGGGCCUUCGUAUUUAUUUCUUGGCUUGUUAGCUGUGGCAAUGCAGUCAUAUAUCUAUACGAAAGUGAUGUCUUUGCGUAUACAACCACUGCAGCUGUGUUUUUGUGCGUAUCAACGUCAGUGUUUAGUUACGUAAAAAUCUACCGCGCACUUUGCUACCAUCAAACGCAAGUACAACAACGGCUACAUCUCCAGCAGCCCAAUAGAAGAGUUAUUCCAAUCAAUAUUGCGCGAUACAGAAAGACGGUGUCCAGUGCGCUCUGGGUAUCGGCAGUGCUGGUAGCAUGUUAUCUACCAUUCGUCGUAAUUAUCUUCACAGCUUACUCCUCUGGCAUACACUCACCUGUUCUUGCCUUAGCCGCGGAUCUAGCAAUAACUCUUGUUCAGUUGAAUUCUUCUCUGAAUCCAUUAUUGUAUUGCUGGAAAAUUAAGGAAGUAAGACGAACAGCGAUAAACUCACUCAAGCAAUUCCUCUGCUGCUAAAGUUUUGUUGAUUAAUGUAAUUUACUCUUGUUUGCCUUUAUCCUUUUAAGAUCGCUUCCUUUCAAAGAAUGCAACGGUAAAUUGUGCAAAUGUUAUAACGUAAGAGAAUGAAUUGAAGAUAUUUCCAAAAAAAAAAAGGAUAAGAAAUUGGUAUGCGCCUGCAAAUUUUGACUACUUGUAAAUUGCCCAAAUUACCACAAUAAGUAUGAUCGGCAGUUCUGUAGUAAAAACCAAGAUGGUAAUUUAGCUGUUGGUUUGUUCUUCAAUUCCCUUGCUUUUCAACUUCUUCGCCUUCUCUUGUUUCCUUGGCAUAAGGAGUUAAGUUAAAUGAAUGCAAUCAGUUCUCUUCAGAGAAAGUCACGGU
Molecule: messenger RNA, 1279 nt
Organism: Pocillopora damicornis (cauliflower coral)
Lineage: Eukaryota; Metazoa; Cnidaria; Anthozoa; Scleractinia; Pocilloporidae
Product: adenosine receptor A3
Biological process (GO): G protein-coupled receptor signaling pathway
Cellular component (GO): membrane
Molecular function (GO): G protein-coupled receptor activity
Source: RefSeq, a predicted model, not a curated record